GAAGGCUAAGCUGUUGAAGGCUUAAUGCCGAAGGUGCCGGCGGCUCCGAUUCAUAUAUCACGUGAUUGUGACAAGCGCGCUGCUGUCACCGUCACACCCUCGGUUGGCCUCUACCAUCACCAGACGCGUCGUUAUUGACGGAUUUCUCCGCCAUGGAUCUUCGCCGCCGGUCUGUUAUGCAGUCUCUUGAACCCAAUGCUGGACGGUCUGGAAUACCUCUUCCAUCGACAGCUAAGAAGCCUACCCCCAACUUACGUGCAUCUCUCGCUGGGGGGCCAGCCCAUCGAACUCCAUUCACUUCUCAUUACGGUUCGCGAUCGAAUAAUAGGCAGUCCACAUAUCAGUCGCAGAUUAUGAACCCUCUUCUUCAAAGUGCAUCCAAGCCGUUACCGAACCUGGGUCGGACACCUUUGAACAACAGUGCUCGUCGUACGUCUGUAUGGCCUGUCGGAGCUCUUGGUGGAGCUCCAUCGAACAAUCAAACAGCGAAAGACACUCGUCCCCUUCGCGACAAGGCCUACCAAGCUAAGAUGCGUCAUGAUAUACUAGAUUUCUUCCAGAACGCGGGUCACGAGACAAUCACCAUGAACACUCUGAUUAAUAUUCAAGGGAAGGACUUCCGUGCGAUCUUUGACUACCUAGUUCUUUCCUUAGACGCGUCGUAUCCCUUGAACCCAAAGGCUUCAAUACAAGAGCAAUUUAUACCGGCUCUCAAGUAUCUGCAAUACCCUUAUGUAUCCCAAAUCGAUAACAAAUGGCUGGCCGCGCCCGCUAGUAUGCACUCGUGGCCAUCUCUUCUCGGCAUUCUUCAUUGGUUGGUGCAGCUAUGUCAAAUGCGCAACCAUUAUCUAGCGAGUGGACAUCCCACCCUUCAAAUAAGCUCAGAUAUACCGGAUGAAUUCGACGACCCGAUGGAUCAUACUGCGCUUGCGUUCGAAUUUGCUGAGCAAGCCUAUUCCCUUUGGCUAGACAGCAAUGAUGAAGACAGUAGAGACAUGCUGGUCUUUCCCAAGCAGGCUUUGGAGGAGCGUUAUGCGAAAAAGAAUGAGCGGGUACAACUUGAUCUGGAGCAGCUGAGGAAGCAGUUGGAUGAUGCGACGAUCGAAUACGAUAAACUGAAAAGUUCUGCCGCUCCGAUCGCGAAAGCCCAGGACGAGAACGGCCUGCUGAAGGGUGACAAUGAGAAAUUUCAGAAGAUCCUUCAGCUUUAUGAGGUCAAGAAGAAGAAAUUAAUUGACUUCAUCGCUCAAGAGAAGGCGGAACUUGCACGAAAAGAUGACAGCCUGAUCCAAAUGAAAAUGGAACAAGACAGGCUGUCGGAUAUUGUCAAGACGCAAAACCUGUCUCCCGAGGAGGUCAGUCGCAUGACAACGGAACACGAAACGCUUUCAAGGAACUUAGAGGACCUCAGACAAAAGAUUGCUGAGACCCAUCGGACUGUUUUGAAUCUGGAAGUCAAUGUCACGAAUCGGGCCGCUGCUACAGAGGAGGCGCUAGAUUCAUACGUUAAUCUACUUUCCUCUUUGGAGCUUCUCCCGCCUCUACCGCCGCCUUUUGAAGGCGUCGAUCUCAUGCUGGAGCUGAACACCGCUGCCUCUAAUCCUCACCAACUUCUAAAAGGCGCCGAGAUUAGGAAGGUCAUCAGGCCUACCCUCAACAGUGUUGCGGAAUCGAAACGGUCCGAGCGCGCGUCUAUUGAGAGCGAUCGGAUCAAGGUUGAUAAUGAGUUGGAUCAACUUAUGGCGGAAUGCGAGAAUCUUGACCUCGAGACGGCAGAAGUGGAGAAGAAGGUCAUUAGCCUUCAUGAACAAGCAGAGGAUUUAAGAGAUGCAGCACAACAAGAAGCACUGGUUGCUAGCAAUGAAGCAACGCGAGUAGAACGAGAACUCGCCCACGCUAGAACGGCUGCACUGGCUAACGGCAUGGGUGUCAACACACGACUGACCGGCUUACAAUUCAAAUACCAAGAGCGGGUGGAGAGGGUCUCUCGACUGAAAGAGGAAACCGUUCGUGCUAUCAUCAAAAAUAGCAACGAUAUUGCCCUGUUCAAGAGCGAGGUCUCUCGGCAUUUAGCUGAUCUGCGGGAGUUCGUAGACAUAUCACAGAGCUGAUGCAGACAUUAUGGUUGUGGCUUAUUGGCCUUCUGUAUUCCUGUAUUUCCGUGGACGUCAAAAGCGGAGUUAACUGCUAACCGGUGUCAGAGGGAUAUCCUGAGCAUCGGUGUGGGUCAAACUUCCCCAACACGUUCGUCGUGUGUACUGUAGUGAAGCUGGACGCUUCAUAUCGACAUUUGUGGCGCCGGGGGACAAGCCUUAGAACGAGACAACGGGUCCGGCACACUGUCAUGUAGGUGAUGGGACCCUUCGUCAAACCGAUUUCAUUAAUGCCAAAUACUUCUUGGUCCUUAUGACUUUCUAUGCUGCCUACUGUAAUAUCGUGAAUACAAGUGAGCUUAUCUUUG
Molecule: messenger RNA, 2461 nt
Organism: Guyanagaster necrorhizus
Lineage: Eukaryota; Fungi; Basidiomycota; Agaricomycetes; Agaricales; Physalacriaceae
Exons: 8
Coding region: 153-2111 (652 amino acids)
Biological process (GO): attachment of mitotic spindle microtubules to kinetochore
Cellular component (GO): Ndc80 complex
Source: RefSeq, a predicted model, not a curated record